Molecule: messenger RNA, 5090 nt
Organism: Haliotis rufescens (red abalone)
Lineage: Eukaryota; Metazoa; Mollusca; Gastropoda; Lepetellida; Haliotidae
Product: testis-expressed protein 52-like
Exons: 3
Coding region: 145-987 (280 amino acids)
Source: RefSeq, a predicted model, not a curated record
CCUGUGGUACCAUGACGACAGGUGCGCGCUUCAAAAUGGCGACUAUCCGUCACAAUAGAGGAAGGGGAGCGAAAGCGUCAUAGGACUCAAGGAAUACUAUUUCAUGCGUGAAUGGGAGAGAUAUUUUUAAUAUAAGAUCUUGUCAUGUCUGAAGUGGGUGUAGAAACUAUGCCGACUCUACAAGAACGGGAACGUUUAAUGAACACCUUGUCUCCACACUACAGUGGUUUUACCCCUCGGCCAGUCGAGCAGCUAUCAAGACAAAGAAAACCACAAAGUUCCCUAGACAUAGAAUGCCACCAUUUUCUCCGUACCAAAUCUAAGCACUUCACACAUGGAAACCCAACACUUGAGUAUCGUCUGUGGCUGGAGGCAGGGAAACACCAGCCACCGUUUCCAGAGCGACCAGAUUCAAGUUACAACAGCAAUGUCUGGCGGAACUUUAGGCGCCAUUAUGGUUUUGAUACAACAGCUGAAGGAAGGAAAAUGUCGGAUGUUAUAGCAGCCAUGUACCCACUGAACAUUCCAGCGCCGUCCAAAGUGGGAGACAACACAUUUCAUAAGUACAUCAUGGAGUCCCGCAUAUUUGAGGAUGACAAGUACAAGAUGAUGGCCAUACAGAGAACAAAGGCUGAUGUAAAGGAGUUCAAGAAACUGAAGAUAAAGACAGAGUCCAGGAACCCUCCAUUAGAUGAAGAUGGAAAUAUCCUGCCACCAGAAAAUUACAAGAGAUAUGUUCCCCGUUUCUUUGCUCCCCAAGAACUGCCGCCAUCUCCACAGGUGUACCACAAGACGGACAUGUUUGGGCAGCGCUACGUGCCCCGCUCCAGACCCCACCUGUAUCAGCUGACGUACGCCAUGAACCACCCAGAGUAUGACGCCAUUAGGAAGGAGAUUCUACUUCGCCGAGAAAUGCUGGAAAAGAAGAAGGAACAGUCGGGACCGUCGAGAGUCAUCCCAACACCAACGUCAUCAAAAUACCACUGAGUGAAGCAGGGCAGAUAACUCUGUGUACUGCUAUAACUCUUUCUCUCCAUGCUGUGAGAUCGAGAAAUGUCUUCAAUAUACAGUUAGGGGUGUUUAAGGACAUUCUCAAAGCAGAGGUUUAGGUUAAUGUGACUACUAGUGGUCAAGUGAAAGGCUGGUAAAGUAUCAGGAAUAUAGGGCCAGGGAUCCAUACUGCACGGAAAGCAAUCAAACCUUGCUCAGGAAAGGGAUUUACUGGAUACUACAGUCAUAUGCUAAAAAAACACACAAAUUUCCCGAAGAAAAAAUAUAUGUACCCUCAGUAGGUGGUAUCAUCCUGGAGUACACAAAACAUAAAGACAGGCUGGCCAUCUGGGUUGAUCUGUUGUCUUUAGUUAUCACAUGUGUGUUGACUGUUGUAUACAGUCAAACGUCAUUGUGUGGAAUUCACGGUUGUCUCAAACUCACUGAGGCUUGACUGUAAUUCUAAAGUUGAAGAACAAAAUAAUUUGUCAUCAUCUUCAUCUUCAUACAGUCUGGUAAAGAUUGACUUACGAUGUGAAGGUAAAGUUAUUUUUCAGGGCAUUAUCUUUUGCAGAAGUCUGAGAUCUACCAUUAACUGCCUCACGAAGGAGGGCAGUUGAACAGAGGGUUUCUGCAAAUGAUAAAGCUCUAAAAGAACAUUGUUACAAUUGUUAUACUUAAAAUGGAUAGAAUUGUAGAUAUUCCUAAACAACAAAACAGCAGCAUGAAUUUAGUGGUUGUAUUAUGAAGUCACAACAGAAGUCAAUGAUUUACAAAUACAACACGUAGCAGGAUAACUAUAAAUAAAGGAUGACUUCGCAAACAAAAGUUAUAUAGGGAAAUGCAGGCUGCUAUCAAGUUACAGUGGCCUGCUGAUUUCUGAUAACAUGCAGGCAUUUUUAUGAUAAUUCUAUUCAUUUGAGCUUUGAUAUAGAUUAACAGUGGUCAACUUAACAAUCACAAAGAAUAUUAAUUCUUUGCCAGAUUUAUAUUUUGAUGAUUCAAUAUCUUCAAAGAAUGCUUGACAAGACUGGGAGCACAUGAGUGAAGAACCUAAACAUUUCUGGUGAUGGUGUUUCCGUUGUGCUGAGGAGACUGAGGCUCCAAUACCUUUUUAGGGGUCAAUAACCCAGGCCUCCUGGAAUUCCAAAGUGCCACUUCGUGGCUAGCUGUUUGUUCAAUAUUGAAAAAAUACAGUCCCCGUGUACAUAAUAUUACUGUGAUCCAGUCUGUUUGAACAAAGACCAUAAGUCUCCGUGAAGGGGGGCGGUUGGGUAGCCUAGUGGUUAAAGCGUUAGCUCAUCAUGCCAAAGACCUGGGUUCUAUUCCAAACAUGGGUACAAUGUGUGAAGCCCAUUUCUGGUGUCCCCAGACAUGAUAUUGCUGGAAUAUUGCUAAAAGUGGCAUAAAACCAUACUCACUCACUCACUCACUCUGUGAAGGAGUGUGUACGAGAGUUGUGUCUGUGAAAGCAUGCAGAGUGCUUAUGCAACAGAGCCCUUACUGGGAUAGCUGUACAGUUUUACUUCAAGUCAGGUUCUGGGAUGGCAUGCACACUGAAAGUUCAUAGCGCUCCUUAAGGAAUCACAAUGUAUGUACCUGUGUCAUUGAAUUACAAUAUUAUGAAUACUGAGAAAUAAGCUCAAGGCUUUCAUUUAUAUCAACUAGUAACAGAUUUGAGAACGAUGAAUGUGGAAAAAAAGAAGAAAUUGUACCUAUGUUUGAAGGGCAGGUACCCUGUGUAGUAUACACUACUCCACCUUGAUAGGGGUACUUAGAUACGUCAUUCUAUUUAAACAUACACUUGACAUAGUAUGAGAAUCAGUUUUGUGAAUCAUGGAAAGAAAAGAAAUAUCCCUAUCAAAAGUAGAGCAGUAUAGCAUGGGUACCGUUUUUUUUAAGUAUCAUGCUCAAGAUAUAUAUAUACUCCAAAGCCAUUUCAAGUAUUAACCCAGUCUGUGUAAAAAUCCUAGAUGCCUCAAGCUCAAAUAUUCAGAAUGAUUUUCAGUAGAUUUUACUAAAAACAAUGGCUAUUUCAAGCUAUGUUCACUUGCCAAACAGAAAUUGGCUGGAGUAAGACUUCUGAAGCACAGACUGGUAACACCUGGUAUUUACUCUAUUUACAGAAUCAUAUCAAGUCAGAUCUUUAACUCUGAUAUACUUCCUCUCUGCAUGUAGAUCUGACAACACACAAUGUCGGGUCAGGUUGAACUUUGAAUCAGCCAAUCAGUGUUGAGGGGUUUAAAUUCUUGAUACGAGUGUUCAUAAAAUUCAGUGAGAUUGUAUGUUCAUAAAAAUAGCACAUUGCCUAAGCACACAAUUCAACUUACCUCCUAUAUACUCUUGUAUUCAUGUUUAUCAACAUUGUUACAGUUUUAGUAACAAUUAAUUAAUGCCAAACCUUUUUGUGAUAUUCUAUUUAUGUAACAUUUACCCCCAUAUUCCCAUAUUGCCUUUAUGUCCUAUAGUGUCAAUACAACAUACAACCAAAGCAGAAAUAAGUGGCCUUAGCUAAAUAAAUAAGCAUUGAUUCAGAUGUUUUUAUUCACAUAGGUGAAUGUUAGUGCUAUGUAUUCAUAUUAAAACAAGCCAUGUAUUCAUAAGGAUCUUUAAUAUGCAUAUUGUGUUUUUUUGUAAAUAUAAAUAAAGCUUAAAAAAAUUAGUCUUGGUUCUCAGGCUCCGCCCGCAUCAUCAUAUAGUCUGUCGCACGUUUCGUUUUUAUUUCCAUAAAAAUCCUAAUACUUAAAAAACAGUUUGAUCCAAUGUAACACACAGUUACUUCCCUUUACAUGAGCACUGCUUUACUGUGCAACUCAUGUUUUUGUAAUGUAGCAAUAGGAGUUUGUAUGCUUGUAGGGAGACCCUAUCCCAGGUUGAUGGUACAUUGUUUAUUGGGUAACAAACUAGUUUGAACAAGCAAAAUAAAAAAGCACUGCCCACUCGCACUAUAUUCUCAAAAGUCAUUGCCUGAGAACCAAUUCUUAUAUUUUUUUAAGCCUAAUAUUACCCGUUUUUAAGUAGGGGCUCGGGUGGCCCAGUCUUAAGGCGCCACAAUUCGCUAUGCAGAGUGGCGUCCCUUGGGCAUGCCUGAAAAAUUUGAUCGUGGGUUGGAAUACCGGUUCGCCCCCAUUAUGUUUCUAUGUUGGUCAGCACCAUACCUGCAUUGUGGGUUUCACCAAAGUGGUAAAGGUCUAUGACCUGCAUCACUUCAGGCUUUCCUCCCACAUCAAACUGACACGCCGUGAUAUAACUGGAAUAGUGUUCAAAGCGGUGUUAAACUCACUCUCUCACCCAAUUUAAGUCAGGUCUGCAAACUUAUGAGAACAUUAUGACACUACUUACCAAACAUUUUAUGUCGGUUCAAGUCGUUAGGUUCGUCAUGAAUUAAUGGGAUGUCUACGGAUUUCAGGCCAAAGUUAAAUCAUAUGGCGGCUAGUUAUAUUUAAUGUUUGUAAUCAGAGGUCGGUCGUGUGUCCCAUUUGAAUUCCUUAGAAACUCCUAAUUGGUGGUUGUGGGUUUCCUUGCAUUGACAGAGAAUUAUUUGUGGGACGAUACACCAAUGUAUCAGUGGAUCGUGACUUUUUACCUCUCGAUACAAGUAUCGAUCACAGUCGUACACUAAGUAAAAAACAUAUUUUCUUACCUUAAAUGUUUGCUUUGAUGACAGUUACACCAAACACACUAAUGAGGAGUGAAAAUUAGUCGUGAAGAUGUAAAUAUUUUCAUCCACUGCGUCAUACUUGACGCUGCCAACUGUAAAUCAUCACCAUGCCAGGUAUUUGGGAAUCCUGUCUAUGAAAAAAAUGGCUUAGGGACUACAGAUAAGAGCACAUGCAAGUAUCGUGAUACAUAUCGGAUCAUGAGUAAGGUAUCUGAUCACACAGUUGGUGUAUCGUCCCAGCCCUAGAGAACAUGUUCUCUCCAUCACAAAGUCAUUUACAACUUUGAUGUAAUUGAUGUCGAGUGGUGAUAGUAUGCCAGUAAGAUGGUCGUAAGAGUGAAAAGCUUCCAAUUGUUAGUUAUUGUGGGUUUUUUUCCAAUUUGAGUCAAUAAAUAUUAUUGUGCAUAAUGAUAAUCAAUGUAAUAAAACAUUACAAUAA